Messenger RNA from Meloidogyne enterolobii, 706 nucleotides. NCBI's taxonomy places the organism in Eukaryota, Metazoa, Nematoda, Chromadorea, Rhabditida, Meloidogynidae. The record is from the annotation of a GenBank genome assembly.
ACUAACUUAUCAAGCUUUCGUCAAAUUAAAAUGGUUAUGCAACGUCGUGGACCGCCUCGUGGAAUUAACAAAUCUGAUCAGAAUCAAUCGUUUAAUGGUAGUCAAGGCCGUGGAUUUAAUGGACGUGGUCGUGGAGGAGGUCGAGGGGAUUCAAAUGGACAGGGCAGGGGAGGAUCUCGUCCUCAGGUUGAGACUGCUGUUAGUCAUUUUAACUACAGCGGUGGACGUGGUGGUUUGUCUCAAACAAUCCAGGUUAAACGUUUGCCUUCUUACGUGCCUCCACAGCCAAAAGUUCCGUCUGAAGCUUUGCCUGAAGUUGGCUUUGAUUCGUCUGCGCGAAUGGACACCACCGCUCCAUGGAUUACCAAGACUGACAACAUUCCAAUAAAAUCUCCAGUGGAGAAUAAGCCUGUUCCGUUUGGAGGUAAUGCUGCUGUGGCUUUUCAAACUCAACCGGAUAUUGUUCAUGAACCGACAUCAAAGACCAUUGUCGAGUGUUCUGCGUCUGUUAUGAGUGGAGGGACGGCUACUUCGGGUAUCAACAGUGGAAGUGUUGCUCCGACAAAUCUUUCCACUUCGCAAUGUCAAGGAUGUACUCUUCUUCAUCAGCGUGUGGCCACUAUGCUUCGAACUGCGGCAACCACGUUUAUUGAGAUGGCGGAUGCUUUCCAGGAGAUUCAACAGGGGAAGAACAACAACAAUUGAA